GACGCGCAUGCAAUCGAAUGUAACGCGAGAACGAAUUGUGACAAAUCGUUAUUCGAGAUAGUAUUGAAGGAAGAAUAUAAUUUGCGUAAAUACGCUCAUCGUUACUCGAUACGCCGGGACGAGAAAAAAUGGAUAUUACAUUAGCGUUAUCUAUCGUCAUUACUAUUCUGUCAAUGACGAGAACGAGUUAUACUUUGGCCCGAAAUUCUGCAGAAUCCAUAAAUUCGUGGAUGCAAUGCGAAACGGCUAUCAAGGAGAUCAAGCGAGAAGACCGUGCGACAAUCGUGGACGAUAGUCCCUCCAGAUUAUAUUCUACGUGGCUGUCUCAAGAAUGCGAAGUGCGAGCUGGCCCUGAGUAUAUAAUCAGAAAAUACACAUUUUUCAAGAACGGCACGUUUCUCCUGUUACGUUAUCAUUAUGCCGAAGAAUCGUGCAGCAUAGCGACGCACACUGUUACAAUUCGCGGCUCCAUCAAGUUGCUAGGAUCGUCUGCCAUCGUUUCUGGCGCUACUGAAACGAGAUUUCACGUGGAUGCUAUUAAUAUUGUACCUUUGAAUCGACAGGUCGCUCACAAGUUUGGGCAUAGAUUGAACUUGACUUGCGGUCCCCAGCCGAAAUGGCGACCUUACGUUCCCGAAGUGAUUUACGAGCAGCCACGGCAACGCUCGGCGGCGUCAUCGUGGCAAGGUCCAAUCUACAAUUCUCUACAGAUACACUCGUCUGCGAAGAAGAAGCUCGGGAUGAACUGUUUAGAGCCUUUCGGGAUCGAAUUCGCUGAAUUGAAGCUGCUGAGAGUGCAGAAGAAAUCGUUUGGAAGCUCAUCCAGCUAUGAUCGGUUCCAUAAGCUUUCACAAUUUCAACUUUUUUUAGCCAGCCCAACACCCAACAUUCAUUCUCGCUGGAAUUACAAACCGACCUCCUUACAAUCUACCGCUAUGAUCCGCGCCGACACGGCGAGCGGUUGCCCGAUAUGCAGCAGCGUGUCUCGGAGUACCGAGUUCAGUCCACCUCUUCUUCAUCAAACGGCAGCUCUACCCGCACUUAUCGGAGGUUAUUGGCACAGCGAGAGAUGCGAAAGCUCCGAGGGAGGUGUCUGGUCCAGACGUGAAUUUCAGAUACACUCGGGAGAUAAAUUAUGGGCCGGUCAAUGGGACUAUUACAACGAUCCGCAAUGUUCAACGUUUUUAUACGCGAUAACUGCGGCUGGAAGUUACAUCCAGCGAACUGGAAGACAAAGACGUCACGAACAGGUCGAUGAUCGAGAGACUUUUCUCGGCCACUAUCUCAAUAUCUCCACAAGGCUCUUGUACAAAAGGAGCGUCACCAAUUCACCAACUACUCAUCAUUCUGUACAAAGCGUUAUAUUAGAUGUCUAUCGAAAAAAAUUUUAUUUCGCGAAAAACGGGUCGAAGAAGCGGCCUGUAUAUACAAUAGAUAGAAAGGUAGAAGAAAGACAGAAGAGAUCGCUGACUGAUGACGUUCAUCGACAACUGUUGCGCGACGAACAGUCUAUAGUUGAAUCAAGAUUCGCAGCGAUGCUACGAGGUCAUCAAGCAUACGAUGAGACCACUACCAGAAAACCUUUUCCCACCUGGAACAGCCUCACUGGUACUACGGAACUGGAUCUACACAUUGCCGAGAGCAUUUUGAUUCCUGGAGACGCCGCGAUAUCCACUCGUUGUAGCGCCAUUGAUGCCGCCGAUCGGCACAGACUCGGCGUGCCGCUCAUUACCUGGCCGAGAAAUUGCGUACCUCACGCCGUCGAAGCACCCUCCACGUUGGGACUGCGGGCCAAACUGGGCAUUAACUGGAAUGGUCAGUACAUUCUACUGUUGGGCUCGCGAGAUGACAAUAUGUGGGAGGCUCCUCUGCGUCAAUGCGCGCAGAUUCCACCCCACAAUUCUGUUCUGCGGGCGCAUCUUCGGAGAAGCAUCGGUCUUCGAUUCGGACUGCUCUCUGCUUCAGCGUCGUCGUAUCGACUCUCCCCUUGGUGUCUCUUAUCGCAAAUUUUACUGUGCUCCAUAUAUUACCUCGUACGACGGUGAUAUCCGCCGAAUCGUUUACUUUUACUAAGGAGCAUUUGGAUUCUUAAGAAUUUAA
Trachymyrmex septentrionalis is the source of this 2100-nucleotide messenger RNA. RefSeq lists its product as uncharacterized. The record is from RefSeq and is a predicted model, not a curated record. The coding region runs from base 129 to 2045 and encodes 638 amino acids. Gene Ontology annotation, biological process: negative regulation of Wnt signaling pathway. The transcript is spliced from 5 exons. NCBI's taxonomy places the organism in Eukaryota, Metazoa, Arthropoda, Insecta, Hymenoptera, Formicidae. Gene Ontology annotation, molecular function: Wnt-protein binding. Gene Ontology annotation, cellular component: plasma membrane.